This is a messenger RNA of Protopolystoma xenopodis, 276 nucleotides long. The record is from the annotation of a GenBank genome assembly. Lineage: Eukaryota; Metazoa; Platyhelminthes; Monogenea; Polystomatidea; Polystomatidae.
AUGCUCAUUGAAGCUGCUGACUACCAUGCCGGCGAAUCGCCUGUCACGGCGCUUCCAUUUUCAGCAGCUGGGGACCAUAUAAUUUCUGCUGAGGAUGCUCCAAGUCGCAUGAGCCCGAGCCCCGGUGGCUGUCCUGGAACAGCUGAAGGAGUGUCACAGAAUCCAAUCGGGCUGAAUGGACUGGCUCCAGCUGCAUUCACUGCGCAGACUCGGAAAAGAAGUCUGCUGGCUGGCUGCACAUUGGGCAAUGUAAAGUUCAGUUCAGGGCCCGAGUAG